AAGCCACCCAACUUCACUAAAUUGAGCCAAAUGUGAAUGUGACUGCUGCAUCAAUAAAUAUGCACAUGAGCUUCAACACACAUAAGCCAAAAAUCUCAUGUACAUCAUUUUUUUUAAUAAUCAGAAUCAGAAUGUCUUCAUCAUGGGAGGAGAUGCCUCGUCCUGAGGGAAAAAGGCUGCAUGUGGCCAUGUUUCCAGGGCUAGCAACAGGCCAUAUGACACCAUUCCUUCACCUGGCAAACGAGCUAGCUAAAAGAGGCCACAAAGUCUCUUACUUGUUGACGAAAAAGGCUAAAAUUCAGCUCGAAUGCGGCAAUCUUUAUCCUGAUGUUGUCACCUUUCAUGUCCUUCCAGUCCCUCAUGUUGAAGGGCUUCCUCCAGGAACGGAAAACGCUUCUGAAAUCCCAAUUUUCUUGAACAGUCUUUUUGCAUUAGCAUUCGACAACAUGAGUGAUCAAGUUGAAGCUGCGCUGAGUGAUCUUAACCCUGAUGUGGUGUUAUAUGACACUGCUUUUCGGAUCACAGAUUUUGCUCCCAAAAUUGGGUUUAAAACUGUGUGCUACAAUGUUGUUUCUGCGGCAUCCAUUGCACUUGCACUUGUCCCCGCUCGACAGAUGCCUAAAGACAGGCCUUUAACAGAGGAAGAAUUGAUGGAACCACCUCCUGGCUAUCCAUCUUCCUCUGUGGUGCUGAGAAAACACGAGGCAAAGGUUUUGGCCUUUAUGUCUUCCGAAUUCGGUGCCAGGACUUUCUAUGAUCGAAUCAUAACCGCCUUAAAAGGUUGUCAUGCAAUUGCCAUAAGGUCAUGUCAGGAACUGGAGGGACAAUUUUGUGACUACAUUGGCGGCCAAUAUCAGAAGCCAGUUUUCCUAUCAGGCCCUGUCUUGCCUGAGCAGGAGAAACAACCUCUGGAUGGCAAGUGGGCUGAGUGGCUUGGAAAAUUUGAGCAAAAAUCAGUGGUUUUCUGUGCAUUUGGAAGCCAGAUAAUUCUUGAGAAGCAGCAAUUUCAAGAACUUGUUCUGGGAUUUGAGUUAACAGGGCUGCCAUUUUUUGUUGCCCUGAAGCCACCUCUGGGGACCGGUUCAAUAGAGGAAUCUUUGCCUGAUGGGUUUGAAGAGAGGGUUGGAGGAAGAGGAGUGGUUUAUGGUCGUUGGGUGCAGCAGCCACAGAUAUUGAGCCAUCCAUCGGUUGGAUGCUUUGUCAAUCACUGCGGAUUUGGAUCCAUGUGGGAGUCUUUGAUGAGUGAUUGCCAGAUUGUGCUGGUACCACAUUUAGGUGAUCAAAUCUUGAAUUCCAGAUUGCUUUGUGGUGAUCUUAAGGUUGCAGUGGAAGUGGAGAGAGACGAAAGUGGUUGGUUCUCUAAGGAGAGUCUAAGCAGCGCGAUCAAUGCUGUAAUGGGUCCAGACAGUGAAGUGGGGAGUUCGCUCAGGAAGAGUCACUUGAAGGUGAAGGAAAUUCUCUCAAGUCCUGGAUACAUGAGUAAUUAUGUGGAGAGUUUCAUUCAAAACCUGUAUGAGCUUUAGUUGGAGGGUAAUUUUAUUUCUGCUGAAUGAUUUAAUUGUUAGAAACUUUGGCUCCUUUUCUUGUAGCCGUUGUAGGUAGUUUUUUAUUCCAAGUGGCAAGCAAGCAACUUACUAGCUGUUUCUAUUUACGUGGAACACUUGUCAAGGAAUUUCAUAUUUUGCUUGUUGAGUUUA
Molecule: messenger RNA, 1697 nt
Organism: Coffea arabica (coffee)
Lineage: Eukaryota; Viridiplantae; Streptophyta; Magnoliopsida; Gentianales; Rubiaceae
Product: anthocyanidin 3-O-glucoside 2'''-O-xylosyltransferase
Molecular function (GO): UDP-glucosyltransferase activity
Source: RefSeq, a predicted model, not a curated record